AUGCUGGAGGAAUGUCUCCGGACAAAAAAGAUCCAAAUUCAGAAAAUCCUACAAACCUAUGAUGUAGACAUCUUCACAAUUAUGGAAGCUAACAUUUCGGAUGACAAACUGAAGUACUUCCAAUUCCCAAGUUACACCCUGUACAAUCUACCCAAAUACCGGCAAGUUGCAAGUGGAAUUCUAACUGGAGUUAAAGAAGGCCUCACCUCACACUACGAUCUAAUCAAGAGUAUGGGCUCGACACAAGACAUGUGAGACUUCAACGCCCACUGCACCAGAUGGGGCUACAAGGAUACAAACAUAGGUGGAAAAGAAAUUGAAGACAUGCUAAACAGCAACAUUCUGGAACUUAUUUAUAGCAAUGAGGAUCCGGCUACAUAUUUGCACUACAAUGGAACCAGAACAACUCCUGACAUACUCCUGGUUUCAACCGGCGUCAGUGAGCAUUUUCCUCUUGGCUUCAAGCGACAUCACGACAUCAGUGAGCAUACACGCCGUAUUUCCUCUUGGCUUCAAGCGACAUCAGCGAGCAUACACGCCGCACUUGACGAUCCUGGUUCUGGUCACAAACCAGUCAUGCUUAAUAUUACCAUCGGCAGCCUUCUAGUCACAAACCAAUGUGCAAAGAAAACUGUUACCCCUGUCAAGACUAAACACUUUCGAGGGUUUUGGUCUGAAUAUCUCGAGGAGCUGAAAAGAAAACGGGACGCCAUUCGCAACACUGCUGAUCAGACAGGAAGAACGGAAGGUGUGCAAGCCUGGAGAGCUUGA
This is a messenger RNA of Rodentolepis nana, 771 nucleotides long. The record is from the annotation of a GenBank genome assembly. Lineage: Eukaryota; Metazoa; Platyhelminthes; Cestoda; Cyclophyllidea; Hymenolepididae.